UACCCCACUGACCCAUGCAGGCUGACUUCAUACUGUGAUGGGAGACCACGUGGGUUGCGUCAAUGCCUGAAAUGUAACUGCAUCCUGGCAGUGGGGCAGAUCCUGCCUGUGUGACUGAUAAUGUGUUACUUGAAGCAGGGGAGGAAUUGCAUUUAUGCAUGUUUUAUGUAGCUGACCAUGGAGGACUGACCUCAAAGGCUCCCUCUUGUGCCUAUGUCCUGGGUUACCUGAGUGACAAGUGUUGGCUGGGACAGAUUCUAAAUAACUAUUAGAAAAAUGAGAGUGUGAGAUGAUGUUUCUCAAGGGUGAUUCCCAGCAGAGCCUGUAAUCCCUCAACUAGGAUUUCCCCACAAAAUGUGCUUCCAAGUGUUACACACUCACAAAGCUUUUGGCGGGCGGGAUAGCGUCAUCUUCAUGAUAGAUGAAACUGGGUACCAGACUCCUGUUUGCUCUAGUUUUAUCCCAUGCCUUCACAGUUCUCAGACUGUGCAAAGCUUUUCCUUGUGCCACUUGAUCUAAAACACCCCAGAGAGGAAGCUCCCUGGAGUAAGGAGAGGCUGUAAUGGACCUGGAAAGUAUUAACUGAGAGCCAACCUCUCUUUUUUUGCCAAGUCCCUGCCACAGUUACCAACCACAGUGGGGAAAGGGGGUGACCUUUUUCCUUUUUUGUGCUGCAUGAAAGUCACUCUCUCGCAGGAGUGCAGAGCAGUGGAGAGCCUGAUGUGUGACUGGAGCUCGCCACGAUAAGCUGGUUGUUUUCCCUUCUCCUUUCCCCUCCUCGCGCUGCACUGGGCUUAUCUGGCCGCCUGAGUUAUGUUAAGUAGCGGGUGCAUGCUUGCUCUCUGUUCUCCUCGCUGCUUUUGCUCCUUGGAUUUCAAUUCCAAACAUGGUUAUCCAUUUGGGGUCUCUCUCCGUUCCACUGCCAAGAGAUACACAUUCCACACUCAACACCAGCUCCCUCUGCUGCUCUCUCACGGUCGCUAUUCCAUUUGCUGCAGCGCAGGCGAGACAGGCAGUGCAAGGAGAUCUCUGUCCUGUCUGUGAGUUUUCCAGCUAAUGGCCUCGACUCUUUUUCUGACCGAGCUCUUUUGGCCCCACAUUUGCCAGCUUCUUUUCUCACUGUUGUGGCUAAGGAGGGGGCCAGCUGACGCUUUGUGAGCCACAAAGAGGAGAAGCGAAUGCUUUUGGAAUUUUUCGGGUGCAAAAACACUCGGCAGCACUUUUUAGCAUGUUACUUUGAAACAUUGCUGUGGGACCAGACCGUGUACAAGAGGAAGAGGAGGAGGAACAGCUACCCAGCAGCUCUGGUUUCCAAACUCUGCAGCACCCUUUGUGUAUGACAAUUCAUUUUGAGCGCAGGACGGCUGGGGAGGGUUGGGAGUUGGACAGGAUGAGCACAAACAGCCGCUCUUGGGACCAGGCUGUUCUCCAGCCUCCAGUGUGUGAUGCUUGGAAGGAGAUUAUGGAGGAAGCAGCCUACCAGCUGGCCAGCUGCAUUGUCCUCCUGGGUUACAUGGGGGGAAGUGGCAUCUUUGGGUCCCUCUAUAUCUUUGGCCUCCUGGCCCCAGGCUACUUCUGCUACGCUCUGUGGGGCUGGCUGAGCGCUUGUGGGCUGGACAUCUUCAUCUGGAACAUGCUGCUGGUCCUCGCCUGCUUGCUUCAGCUGGCUCACCUGGCUUACCGGCUCCGCAGAAACACCAUCCCAGAAGAGUUUGACCUCCUCUACAAGACCAUGUACCUGCCCUUGCAGGUGCCCCUGGAAGUCUACAAAGAAAUCGUGAAAUGCUGUGAAGAGCAGGUCCAGUUGCUAGUCAGAGACCAGAAUUAUGCUGUGGAGGGCAAGACGCCCAUUGACCGCCUCUCGCUGCUGCUCUCCGGCAGGAUCCGAGUGUGCCAGGAUGGACAAUUCCUUCACUACGUCUUUCCAUACCAGUUCCUGGACUCUCCAGAGUGGGAGUCGCUGCGACCUUCUGAGGAAGGAACUUUCCAGGUCACGCUGACAGCCGAGACCGACUGCAGCUACAUCACCUGGCCGAGGAAGAAGCUGUACCUCCUCCUGAGGAAGGACCGCUACAUCGCCCGGCUCUUCUCCUCCCACCUGGGCUAUGACAUCUCGGAGAAGCUUUACUCCCUCAACGAGAAGCUCUUCGCCAAGUUUGGCCUUCGCUUCGACAUCCGCUUGCCCAGCCUCUACCACGUCCUCGGGCCGGCCUCCUCCGAGGGGGAGUCGGAGGACUGUGAGGAGUUGCUGCCAGGCUCUGGCCAGGCCAGCGUCUCUGAGCCACCGCCGCAGCCGCCACCGCCGCCACCGCCAGCUCCACGGCCCCGGGCAUCCCGGCCCGACAGUGAUCUGCUGGGUGAGGACUCCACCAGUCUUGUCUUGGAAGAUUUUGCUGAGUUGCCGGGGUCUUUUAUGGACUAUGUGAGCGAAGGGGAGUAUAUGAAGUGAGGGCACUCCUGGCACGGGCACACCUCACCCUGUGUGGGACCCUCGCCCUCUGAAAACCAUCUCCAGAGUUCUCAACCUUUCUGCAAAGGACGAGCCCCUCUGGCUCCCACUCAGACCCCCGAACUCUAGGGAACAACAGGCUGUUUUCAUCCCAAAGCCCCUCCAAGGGAGCAGAUGCUCACAGAGGUUUUUGACCAGAGACACUCUUUAGCAUGCAGAGACGUCUGCCAGCAGAUAUCUACACUCAGGAGCACAUGAAGCACAUGCUUAAGACUGCAGUGUGACACUCCAGCACCUCCCACCCCAUGGCUGUUCACCAGAGCUGCCUUCCCCAGCGUGCUUCCAUGGUCCGUUUUCUAGUCCUGCCUCUCUGAGGUUGUCAGCAGCUCUGUCACCAAAGUGCACCAAUAUCCUGCAAGCUAUACCAGCCUGCUUGCAGAAUCUGUGUUCCCUUUGAUUCAAUGAUUCCCAUUAAAGUCAGAGAUGAAA
Messenger RNA from Passer domesticus (house sparrow), 2938 nucleotides. It is a transcript of the gene POPDC2, whose product is annotated as popeye domain containing 2. The transcript is spliced from 4 exons. Gene Ontology annotation, biological process: skeletal muscle tissue development; heart development; striated muscle cell differentiation. The coding region runs from base 1337 to 2449 and encodes 370 amino acids. Gene Ontology annotation, cellular component: sarcolemma. Gene Ontology annotation, molecular function: cAMP binding. NCBI's taxonomy places the organism in Eukaryota, Metazoa, Chordata, Aves, Passeriformes, Passeridae. The record is from RefSeq and is a predicted model, not a curated record.